Messenger RNA from Clarias gariepinus (North African catfish), 3797 nucleotides. It is a transcript of the gene unc45b, whose product is annotated as unc-45 myosin chaperone B. Gene Ontology annotation, molecular function: Hsp90 protein binding. NCBI's taxonomy places the organism in Eukaryota, Metazoa, Chordata, Actinopteri, Siluriformes, Clariidae. The record is from RefSeq and is a predicted model, not a curated record. The transcript has 20 exons. Bases 91 to 2883 code for a protein of 930 amino acids.
ACGCCUAAAGAGUGCUGCGAGCGAGCACAUGGUCAGCCACUGCUGAAUUGACUUUGACUACAGGAAACUACAGACACUAAAAACUUGAAGAUGGGAGAAAUGGAAGACCCGGUCCAACUGAAAGACGAAGGCAACAAGCACUUCCAGGCAGGAGAGAUUGACAAAGCCAUUGAGUGCUACACAAAAGCCAUCAAAGUCUGCAAGGACAAGAAUGCACAGGCUGUCAUCUACAGAAACAGAUCGGCUUGUUUCCUAAAGAAGGAAAAUUAUACCAGUGCUGCUUCAGAUGCCUCCAAAGCCAUAGAUGUAGAUGCUGCUGACAUCAAAGCUCUGUUCAGAAGAUGCCAAGCAUUAGAGAAACUAGGGAAACUCGACAUGGCUUUUAAGGAUGUCCAGAGAUGUGCAACACUGGAACCUAAAAACAAAACCUUCCUUGAGACUCUCAGGAGACUCGGAGCUGAGAUCCAACAAAAGCUGAAGACUACAUUCUCUACAGACUCCAGAGUGCAGAAUAUGUUUGACAUCUUACUGAGUGAUGAAGCAGAUAAAGAUAAGAAAGAAAAGGCGGCUAACAACCUGAUUGUCCUGGCGCGAGAAGAUUCUGGCUCAGAGAGAAUCUUCCAGAGCAAUGGAGUGUCUCUGCUUAUGCAGCUCAUCGAGACCGGGGAUGCUGAAAUGAUCUUGGGUGCUGUCCGGACCUUGUCUGGAAUGUGUACAGGCCAUCGAGCGAGGGCCACUGCCAUCAUCCACUUGGUAGGAAUUGACAAGUUGUGCAGUAUUAUGGCUAUGGACAAUGAGGAGAUUGCACUGGCAACCUGCAACUUAUUCCAAGCCGUCUAUGACUCCCUGUCUGGGGAGGACAACAGGGUUUAUGGCAAAGAGGAGGCCAUUGUGCUUGACCCAAGCAAGGACCUGAAGACUAUUCUGCUCAAACUGCUGGAGAUGAUUGUCAGUAAGAAGGUGUCAGGACAUGGACGAGACCAGGCUCUUAACCUCCUUAGUAAAAACGUGCCAAGAAAGGACAAGAAAUAUGAGGAUCACUCCAAAUCCCUAUUUACAAUAGAUCAUGGUCUGACAAAGAUUUUGAAGGUGUGUGGACAGGUGCCCGAGUUGCCUGAUCAAUUGCCCAUGACGGAGAAUACGCAGCUUAUUGCCAGUGUUCUUCUCAACAAGCUCUAUGAUGACUUGCGAUGUGAUCCUGAGAGAGAGAACUACAGAGACAUUUGUGAUGAAUACAUCAAGAACAAAUUUGAUCCCAACGACAUGGACAAAAACAUCCAUGCCAUGAACGCUUUGUCAGGUUUGUUGCAGGGACCUUUCGAAGUGGGAAACAUACUAGUGGGUCGUCAGGGAGUAAUGGAGAUGAUGGUCGCUUUGUGUGGUUCUGAACGAGAGGUGGAUCAGCUGGUGGCCAUAGAAGCUCUCAUUCAUGCCUCCACUAAAAUGAGCAGAGCUUCCUUCAUCAUCACUAAUGGGGUGUCUUUGCUUAAGGACAUCUACAAGAAAACCAAAAAUGACAGGAUCAAGAUCAGAGCGCUUGUGGGUUUGUGUAAACUAGGCUCAGCUGGAGGUGAUGAUUAUAGCAUGAGGCAGUUCGCUGAAGGCUCCACUGAAAAACUGGCCAAGCAGUGCAGAAAAUGGCUGUGCAAUCCCACUCUUGACGUUCGUACAAGGAAAUGGGCGAUCGAGGGUUUAGCGUACCUGACCAAUGAUGCAGAUGUAAAAGACGACUUCGUUGAGGAUGAGCAAGCCAUGAGAGCCAUGUUUGAGCUUGCUAAGUCUAAAGAUAAAACCAUCCUGUAUGCCGUCGCCUGCACAUUGGUGAACUGCACGAACAGUUAUGACAAGAAAGAGAUCAUCCCUGAGUUGGUACAGUUGGCCAAAUUCUCCAAGCAGCACGUCCCUGAGCAGCACCCUAAGGACAAAAAAGAUUUCAUUCAGAGGAGAGUGAAAAGGCUCUUGAAAGCUGGAGUGACAUCAGCACUUGCGGUCAUGGUCAAAGCAGACAGUUCCAUUUUGACUGAUCAAACCAAGGAAAUGCUGGCAAGGGUGUUCCUUGCUUUGGCUGAUGAUCCAAAAGAUCGUGGAACGAUUGUUGCCCAGGGUGGAGGAAAGGCUCUGAUUCCUUUAGCCCUAGAAGGAACAGAAAAUGGAAAAAUAAAGGCCUCCCAUGCACUGGCUAAGAUUGCUGCCACUUCCAACCCUGAGAUUGCCUUCCCCUCUGAGAGGAUAUAUGAAGUUGUGCGACCACUGGUGUCCCUGCUGAACACAGAAAGAGAUGGUAUUCAGAACUACGAGUCGUUAGUGAGUCUCACUAAUUUGGCUGCACUAAACGAAAAGCUUCGAGUGAAAAUCCUGAAAGAGAAAGCCCUUCCAGAGAUUGAGAACUACAUGUUUGAGGAGCAUGAACAAAUCCGCCUGGCUGCUACAGAGUGCAUGUGCAAUCUGGUGUGUUGUAAAGAGGUUCAGCAGAGGUAUCUGGAGGAUGGAAAUGACAAGCUAAAGCUCCUCAUACUGCUUUGUGGUGAGGAUGAUGAAAAGCUACAGAUAGCAGCAGCUGGUGGACUGGCCAUGAUCACCGCAGCCGAGAAGAAGCUGGGUGUCAAGAUGACCAAAGUGACUGAGCAGUGGCUUGAGAUCCUCCAAAGGCUGUGCAUCCAUGACAAUCCUCAAAUCCAGCACCGAGGCAUUGUGAUCAUCUUCAACAUGAUGAACUCUGAUGCAGAGCUGGCUAAGAAGCUCAUGGAGACUGAGUUACUGGAGAUCCUUACCUACGUCGCCAAGAUGGAGGACAAUCCCAAGAAACAGGGGGGAAUCGAUGCAGCACGUGCAUGUCUGUCCAAAGCCAUGGAUCUUGGACUUAUCAAGCCUUUCACACAAUAAGACCGGAUGAAAUGUGGUUUCACUUGCUGUAAAUGUAUAAUUAUUAUGCUGACAGGAAGUGUUCCUCUGAGUAGAAGUGAACCAAAGCCGGUUUUAGACUGUGUUAUGAUUAUUGCAGUCUUUCAAGAUUAUUACCUGUCACACUGCACAAGAUGUUGCCAACAUUUUUGUAUGAAUUCCGUAACAGACUGCAUGAUUAUGUGCUCUUAGUGUCAAGUUUUACAAUGAAGAUCCUUUAACAAUAGACAUGUGGCUGUAGACACUACAUUAUGCUUGUAGGAAUAACCGCUUAGUGUGAUCUAUUUCCUGACAAAAAUGUAAUCACAUAAUCAGAAGCAUGCCUAAGGAAAUAAGAAUUAUUUUUUGUCCAUUAGUAUAAAUCGUUCACACUAAAUCUGCUAAUGAUGAAUACGUCUCAUUAUGGGUUUUUAGACUGAAGCUCGCAACACAAGACCAAAGUAUUAUUUUUUUUUUUACAUUAACAGAGAUUUUUGUUUUUGGCAGUAAAAACAGGGCCAAUAAUCAUACAGUGUAAAGCCGGCUUAAGUAGUGACACAACCUAAUUGUUUAUGAGCCAUUGUUAUGUUUGCAGAAUAUCUGGUUUCUUCCUUAGUUACCCAUGUAACAAAAUUGCUGUAUUGGUUUCAUAUCCCUUAUAUAAGAGUGAGAACUAUUUCUAGGGUAGGAGAUGCCACCCUGUGGCACCCGCUAGUCCAUGCACUGCCUCUGAGAUGGCUCUGCUUUCUGAGAAAGUGGAAGUAUUAUGAAGCCUCUGACAGGAACCAUUAUAUCAAUAAUAAUAGAAAUUGGAAGGUUUUUUUUCUUGUGUUUAUCGUUUUAACUACUUCAAUUUCAUUUAUUUUUUAUUUUUAGUCACUAAGAUCUAUGUAUUUUACUUAUAUGUUUAUUUUUAA